AUGAGGGAGGAUGGCAACCUCGCAGUCAGGCCACCCCCGGUGAUAAAGGUCGAUAAUGAGUUGGGACACCGAUUCCCGGGCACCGUCCUCCAGAUACAGAUAAACAGACACUCUCCAAUCUGGCCUACAAGUCCGGGCGACACUGGACUACGUCGACCGAGCGAAGAGCUUGCUUUCGGACGCCUUAGUGUUUCUCGUAUACUACAUCCUCGCGGACAAGCCUUAUGA
Trichomonas vaginalis G3 is the source of this 228-nucleotide messenger RNA. RefSeq lists its product as uncharacterized. Bases 1 to 228 code for a protein of 75 amino acids. Lineage: Eukaryota; Parabasalia; Trichomonadida; Trichomonadidae. The transcript has a single exon. The record is from RefSeq and is a predicted model, not a curated record.